AUGACGCAUUCACUACCUGAUCCAAGCUUGCAGGUAUUUGAUCCUGAGAUUGAAAGAACUAUUUCACGUACAAGGCAAGCUCGGCGUCGGUUAGUCCUCUCCGAGGGAAAAUCUGAAACAUCACUUAAGGAAGAAACAAGCUCCUUUUCUAUUGAUUCGGUUGAUUUACGUGCAGGUGACAUGGCAGCACCUAGGAGAGUUACUAUCCAGGAAGCUGGAGCCCCUCAUUUUACACUGCAACCGCGUGAUGGUGCAGAUGAAACUUCUAUUCUAUUAAAAGCUUUCCCGUUUUCUCUUGAGGAAAAGGCGAGAGAGUGGUACUACGCCCAACCUAGAGCGACUGUUGCUAACUGGGAUACGCUUAGAAGGGAAUUUUUAGAGAAAUUCUUUCCAGCUGAAGUUACUGAUAGAUUGAGGAAGGAAAUUUCCAUGAUUGUUCAAGGCGAAUCUGAGACUCUCCACGAAUAUUGGGAGUGCUUCAACAAUCUUCUGGAAGCAUGUCCCCACCAUAUGAUUGAGAAGUUAGUGUUGCUUGGCUACUUCAUACAUGGCAUGAAGCCUCAAGAUAAGACCACAUUGGAAGGUGUUAGAAAUGAGUCUAUGAAAAAGUACAAGACCACUGAUGAAGCAUGGCAAUUGAUUAGUGACUUAACUGAAUCCACUAGGAAUCACAGGCAAAAGCAAAGCAACUCCAAAGCUGUUACAGAGGUAUCUUCUAGCAAAGAGACUACUGCUCUAACUCAGAGUAUAUGUGAAAUGACCAACUUACUGAAGCAGAUGCAGUUGAGUCAACAACAAGCUCAGCAAGCUCAGCCAUUUCUACCACAACAAGGCCAACAGUUGCUUCCACAAAGAGUUUGUGGGAUCUGUGCUAAUUAUAGUCAUUAUACUGAUGAAUUUCCGCAGCUCCAGCAGGAAGACAACACUGUGACAGCCACUCAUAACUUCUAUGAUCGCCCCAAUCAAGGAUACAAUCAAGGUGGCAGCUACAACCAUGGAUGGCAGGACAAUUCCAACCAAAGUUGGAGAGAUAAUUCUAGCCAGGCUCUUGUCUCACAGAUUGAAUCACUAAAUAACUCCAACAACCAGCCUUUGAGCUCUAGUGGAAUCCCCUCUCAACCAUUACCCAAUCCCAAGGGUGGCAUCAAUGCCAUUACCUUGAGGUUUGGAACCACACUACAAGGGAGGAAUCCUGAGAAACCAAGCCCGCUAGAACACGCCCCAGCUGAGGACAUGGCUGAGGUAGAGGAUGUUGAAGAAGAAGAUGAAGCACAAGGCAUGGCUGAAGUAGAAGCAGCCCAACCAAAGAAUGCAGAACCCCAGCAAGCUGAAGCUGUAAGAGACGCCACUCCUAUCCCAUUUUCACACCUUGCUAGGAAAGCCAGAAAGCAGACGAAACUUGAUCCCAAAAUGACUUCGAAGUUCAAGCUGGAUGCCUUUUUGGGAACCUAUUCUUUUGAGGUAGAUGGCAGAAUAGUGAGCUUCAAUCUGGAUGAAGCUAUGAAGCAUCCCCCAAAAGAUCACUCCAUAUUCUAA
Arachis stenosperma is the source of this 1536-nucleotide messenger RNA. RefSeq lists its product as uncharacterized. NCBI's taxonomy places the organism in Eukaryota, Viridiplantae, Streptophyta, Magnoliopsida, Fabales, Fabaceae. The coding region runs from base 1 to 1536 and encodes 511 amino acids. The record is from RefSeq and is a predicted model, not a curated record. The transcript is spliced from 4 exons.